GAUGAUGAUGAUGAAGAAAAUAGGAAUUUCGUCAGUGGUGUCGAAGUUGAGAAAUCUUCUUGACUAUUUAUAGAAGGAGGAGGAGGUUUGCUUGACUUGCCAUCCAGUCGAGUGGAAAGUGUUAUUAGAAAACAGAUAGAAAUGUUCUUGUUUUUUUGAAGUGGCUUUUCAGAAUAGGAGCUGUCAAGCAAUAAAAUCAAAAUGGGACGCAUAUUUCUGGAACACAUAGGAGGAACACGGUUGUUUUCUUGCGCGACCUGCUACACUGUUCUCACAAAUCGCACGGAACUGAUUUCCACUCGCUUCACGGGAGCAACAGGACGAGCUUUCCUCUUCAAGCGCGUGGUGAAUUUGACGUACAGCGAAGUGCAAGACAGAGUGAUGUUGACUGGACGGCACAUGGUUCGUGACGUUUCCUGUAAAAAUUGCAGUGCGAAGCUUGGCUGGAUAUAUGAAUUUGCCACGGAAGACAACCAGAGGUACAAGGAAGGCCGUGUCAUUCUGGAGAGAGCCCUUGUCACGGAAUCAGAUGGUUUUGAGGAGCAUAUAGGACACGAUUAAGGUGGUAACGCACACCGUCGCUCAAUUAUUCAGAACCCUCGACCAAACAGUCCCUUCGUGGGGAAUAGAUAUAAUCCUGUAAACUAUUUAAGUAUGCAUGGCAUAGGGUGUUGUUUCCUUUUUUUUUUUUCUUCGUCCCCUCCCCCCUGACUAUAUGAAUAUGGAUAUUACACGUGUUUCUCGAUAACAUGAAUGCUUUUACUUAGCAUUUGUAUUUAGAACUAACCUUCUUAACAGUUUCAAGUAUCUUUUUUUUUUUU
Penaeus indicus is the source of this 821-nucleotide messenger RNA. RefSeq names its product protein yippee-like 5 (gene Yippee). The record is from RefSeq and is a predicted model, not a curated record. Gene Ontology annotation, cellular component: ubiquitin ligase complex. Lineage: Eukaryota; Metazoa; Arthropoda; Malacostraca; Decapoda; Penaeidae. The transcript has 4 exons. Bases 202 to 561 code for a protein of 119 amino acids.